AUGGCUGAUGAAAUUGCAUCAGCAAUGGAGCAGGAAAUGGUUGAAGAACAGGCUAUAAAGUGCCCAAGGCCUUCAGCAAAGAGGCAAAGGAAAGGAUCUCCUGACGCCCGAGAAGAAACAGAUAAAGAAUGUGUAGACGAUAGUCUUCUGCAAGAUGCACGUAGAAUCAAAGAAAACAUCAGGGUCUACAUGAACGCAACAGACAGGAACGUGAGUGCGAAGGUACAAAAGCACGUUAAUGGGAAAAUUCAGCAGUUAAUAGAUAUAAUGGAGACAAUAUAUGAUAAGAACUAUGAAAAAUCGUUUUUAGUACAACGUGUGGUAAAGGACACAUUAGCUUCCUCUGAAAUGUAUGAUAUCAUAGUAAAUGCAUUAGUGGAAAAAGCAGUACCUAUGGUUAUCGAGGGACUCAAGUCGGAAAGUAAAACCAUACAAAGACCACUGUCAGAACCUCAGACAUCUCGGGAGUUUCCAUGCGUUAAAGAACAACCGCUAUUAGCCGAUGCCCACGCUAUUAUUGAGACCACGGAGAAUGAAAGUUUCCAGGAAAAAAUCUGUGAUGAAGGAGGCAGUGGUGGCGUCUUGAAGGUUCGAAUCGUAUCCUUGAAGAUUGUUGGAGGAUCGAUCGAAUAA
Messenger RNA from Nezara viridula (southern green stink bug), 633 nucleotides. The record is from the annotation of a GenBank genome assembly. NCBI's taxonomy places the organism in Eukaryota, Metazoa, Arthropoda, Insecta, Hemiptera, Pentatomidae.